GGGCAGCAGCGGCGGCCCGGCGAGGUGCAAAGGGCAGCAGCGGCGGCGGCGGUGGGACUGCAUCCUGGGCAGCAUGGGCAGCCCGUGCGAGCGAGGCGUGCGCGGGACGCUCACCACCGUGGGAGCCUUCACGGCCUUCAGCCUCAUGACCAUCGCUGUGGGCACGGACUACUGGCUGUACGCGCGGGGCACCUGCCGCUCGCGACCCCACGACGACAACGAGACGGCGGCGCGCCGGGCCGAGGAAGUGCGCACCCACUCGGGCCUGUGGAGGACCUGCUGCCUGGAGGGUUCGAACGUGGGCGUGUGCAGGAAGAUUGAUCACUUCCCGGAGGAGAACGACUACGACAAUAAGGACAUGGCCGAGUACCUCCUGCGCAUGAUGCGCUCCUCGAGCGCCUUCCCCAUCCUGAGCGUGACGCUGCUUCUGUGCGGCGGGCUAUGCGUGGCGGGCAGCGAGUUCUACCGCUCGAAGCACAACCUCAUCCUGGGCGCGGGCAUCUCGUUCGUGGCGGCGGGCCUCGCCAACAUCAUCGGCAUCAUCGUCUACAUCUCGAGCAACUCGGGCGACCCGGGCAAGGGCGACCCCAAGAAGAGCAGCUACUCGUACGGCUGGUCCUUCUACUUCGGCGCCCUCUCCUUCAUCGUCGCCGAGACCAUCGGCGUGCUGAUCGUGCACACCUACGUGGACACCCUCCGCCAGGCGCGCAGCGCCAGCCGCCCGGCGUUCCUCGCCAAGCGCGCCGCCGCCCUGGCUCGCCUGCCCAGCCACCGCUUCCGCCAGCGGCGGCGCUCGUCCGCGUCGAGCGCCGCCUCGGCGCUCGCGCUGCCGCCCUUCGCGGCGCCCAAGCUGCCGGGGGGCAUCUCGCUCUACACGCUCACGGGCGACGCGGCGGCAGCGGCGGCGGCGGCGGCGGCGGCGGCCCCGCCGCACGAAACGCCCGGGAGCGGCGUCGGAGGCAGCUUCGACUGUGAACGCGACGCGACCGGGGCCGUGUUUGGCUCCGGCAGCUGCUUUCCGCUGGAGCUCAAAGAGUCGCUGUUUGGGACGGCGGGGAACAGGAGGACGACGCCCGUGUGAGACUGGGCGGUGUCUCCGCGCGCGCGUGCGUCCGCGUGUUCUCUGCUCGGUCUGCCCAUCUGUCUGUUUAAUCGACCAAAUGUCUGUCCCUUUGUCUGUCUGUCUGUCUCUCUGUCCGGCUGUCCGUUCACGAAUUUUUUUUGUGUGCCCGACAGUCUGUUCACGCGUCUGCAAUCACCGGCCGUCUGUCCAGCUCGCUCACCCGAAUGUCUCGUCCCCGUGGGCGCGCGUGUGGGUGGGUGUCUCAAUGUCGAUUGCCUCUUCCGAGCAAUCUGUCUCUGUGCCUCUCUCCGGGGGUUUUGUCUCCCACUCGCGGGGCCUGCGUCUCUGCGCGUCUGUCCGGGCCACCGCCCCGCCGUGCUUUAGCCUCGCGCGCGCCGUGCCUGUGCGUGCGUGCGCGCGCGCGCCUCUCGGCUGCCCUUGGCCCACCGCUGCUGAGUGAGUGCGCGUGUUGCCCUCCGCGAGACUCUCCACCCGUUGCCCUUUGGCGGGCGUCAGUGGCUGUCACGUGGCGCCGCAUCGACAGCGAAGACCAGAGACAAAUGAUCCGCUGUGCGAUUGGAGCUCAGCGUGACAAUGGUUUCAGCAGUGAAGUCAUAAUAAGGAUUACACCCUAGCCAUACCCCCAUUACCUAUAGCCUACCCCUAAACUCUAAUCCCUAGACCUAACACUACCUGUAACCGAAUCUGUAACCAUGAAAGCUUCCUCUGACCAUAACGUCACCCAUAUCCCUAGUUAUAACCCAAUCCCUAACCCUACCCCUGACUAUAUCCUUUACACUACGCCAAUCCCAAAAUCCAACUGCCCUCCAAACCUACCCGGUCUCCAACCGAUGAUCCCUCGCCCUCUGCGCCCGACUUCGCUCCAAGCUCAGCCCUGGCACAGGCCACGUGAUGACACCGCCACCACAAUCACCACCGCCACCACCGCCACCACAAUUACUACCGCCACCAACGCCACCACAAUCGCCACCACCACAACCAUCACCGCCACCACAACAACCACCACCGCCACC
Messenger RNA from Petromyzon marinus (sea lamprey), 2097 nucleotides. RefSeq names its product voltage-dependent calcium channel gamma-3 subunit. Gene Ontology annotation, biological process: neurotransmitter receptor transport, postsynaptic endosome to lysosome; calcium ion transport; transmission of nerve impulse. Lineage: Eukaryota; Metazoa; Chordata; Hyperoartia; Petromyzontiformes; Petromyzontidae. Gene Ontology annotation, cellular component: postsynaptic density membrane; AMPA glutamate receptor complex. The record is from RefSeq and is a predicted model, not a curated record. Gene Ontology annotation, molecular function: channel regulator activity; voltage-gated calcium channel activity.